Messenger RNA from Protopterus annectens (West African lungfish), 342 nucleotides. RefSeq names its product glycine-rich protein DOT1-like. The record is from RefSeq and is a predicted model, not a curated record. NCBI's taxonomy places the organism in Eukaryota, Metazoa, Chordata, Ceratodontiformes, Protopteridae. The transcript is spliced from 2 exons. Bases 1 to 342 code for a protein of 113 amino acids.
AUGACAGCACCAGGAAGUGUGGCACAUGAUCAAGAUAUGAAUGAUAAGCAAAUUGGUGGUGGUUGUGAUGGUGGCUGUGUUGGUGGUGGUGGUGAAGGUAAUUGUGGUGAUGGUGGUGAAGAUGAUGAUGAUGAUGAUGGGGAUGGUGGUGGAGGUAAUGAUGAUGGUGAAGGUGUUGCUGCUGAUGGUGGUAGUGGAAGUAAUAGGGAUGGUGAAGGUGAUGCUGGUGGUGGUGGUGGUGAUGAUGGUAAUGGUGAAGGUGAUGGUGAUGGUUGUGGAGGUUAUGGUGAUGGUAGUGGAUGUUAUGCUGGUGCUGGAGGCUAUGGUGGAGGUGGUGGUUGA